AGUUUCAAUUGUACUACUUGGUUAUGCGAAGCAGUGGAAAGAGAGUUAGAGAGGGAGUUUUAAUGCUAAUGCAUGUACUUGUUCUGGCACAGUGUAAAGUAAUAUACAGGCUGGGUAAAUGAAGGAAAAAGAAGAGAUUUAAACUUUUUAAUUGAAUUAGAUGGGAGUGUACAAAAAGAGAAGCAACAGAGGGCAUUGAUGAGCUCACAAAAAUCUUUAAUCUUCUUUCUGACCAAACACUGUCACACUUGCCAGUGGCAUCAAAGGCUCUGAUAGGCCAAACAAAGUAGUACUCCUAGUAUAGUAUCCUAUACAUGCUAAUUAGUCUUGUAUAGUGUUCUUCUGUAUUUCCCUCUUUCUUUUCUUGUACUGCCCUUAUAUUUACUGUUCCACCACCACCCACCUCCACAGUUCUCUCUCUGAUACUGUUCUGUGAGAGAGAGAGGGAGAGAGAGAGAGAGAGAGAUAGGGAGAGAUCUUGAGAAAAAGCUGUUUUGAAUUAAAGGGAGAUAUGGGUUAGUCUAAACUGGAGAGAUGAAUUAGGGUCUGGGGUCUAUAUGAGUUGAGAGUGUAAUGGAAUAUGGAGAGUUGAAUGGCAGGGCUUUUAGGGAGAGACAGCAAAAAAUUGCAGAGGUGUGGCAGAUACACAAGGAGCAAGAAAACAGGGAAAAGCAAAGAGAGAAUAGUAUUACUCAGUAGGAAAAAGAACAAGUUUUGUGAAUCAAAAGCUGGAAGAGGGAAAGCAAAACAACAAGGGUCUGAGUUUGGAUCCUCAAAAAAACAAUCUUCAGCUUCAUUCUUACCAUCAAAGCCAUCACCAACACAAUCUAAACCAAACAUUAGACCAAAUCUUGAGUUCAAGACAGCCUGUAGAAGAAGAAGAAGAAGACUUAAACUUGGAGAAACAAGAGCAGCCCACCUCAUUUCAUGGCUUUCAGAACCAGUUUUUUCAACAGGCUCAAGAACUCAAUCAGCAUCAGUUCUUGUACAGAGGUGGGGGCUUAGAUGCACAGUCCUCAGAACUAGCACCACAAGGCCUCAAGAAGCGCUCUUACUUACCUUCUUCGUCGAAAGAAUAUGCGAGUUUGCGAGGAAAAAUGGGAGACUCAUCAGCUCAAAAUCAACAAAUUACAGCUUCAAGAUUAGGGGGUUUAAGGAAAACAAGCAGCAGCAUAGGAGGAGAGAUUGUGGAGGUCCAAGGAGGCCACAUUGUCCGUUCCACAGGCCGAAAAGACAGACACAGCAAAGUCUGUACUGCAAAGGGGCCGAGAGACAGAAGAGUCCGUCUCUCGGCCCACACUGCAAUUCAGUUCUAUGAUGUCCAGGAUCGCCUCGGAUACGACCGCCCCAGUAAGGCGGUCGAUUGGCUCAUCAAGAAGGCUAAGGCCGCAAUUGAUGAGCUCGAGGAGCUUCCUGCCUGGACACCUACAACUGGUUCAAUUCCCAUUAUAAACCCCCCAAAUCAAGAUCAAUCUAUGCAUCAUCAGCUUCAGCAACAGCAACAACAACAGCAACUUCAUUUGCAACAACAUCCACCAAAUGACAACAGCUCGAGUUUCUUGCCUGCAUCGAUGGACUCUGACUCGAUAGCGGAUACAAUCAAGUCCUUUUUCCCAAUGAGUGCUUCAGCAGAUACUAAUACUUCAAAUGCAGCUAAUGUGCAGUUUCACCAACACAAUUUUCAGCAGCAUCCAAGAAGUACUAGUCAGAACCAAGACUUAAGGCUAUCUCUUCAGUCCUUACAAGAUCCAAUGCUACUCCAUCACCAAAACCAACAUGAACAAACCACUGGCCUUUUCUCAGGUACUCAUCAGAUGAGUAAUUUUGAUGGUUCAGGGUGGUCAGAGCCUCCUUCUCACGAUAUCAGCAGGUUCUCAAGAAUGGUUUCUUGGAAUGCCGGUGGAGACACUGGUGGGAGUGGAGUAGAAGGAGGAGCUUUCGUGUUCAAUUCGCCGUCUUCAUCAAUGCAAAUGCAGCAGCAGCAGCAAGCACUGUAUGGCCAGACUCAGUUGUUGUUUUCUCAAAGGAGACCCCUUCAGUCCAGUAACACACCUUCGAUUUGUGCUUGGAUCGACCCGUCAACAUAUGAUCAUCAAGCAGCUUCAUCAUUUCCAUAUCAACCAUCAUCAAUGUCCGGAAUUGGAUUUGCCUCUGCUGGUGAAUUCUCCGGGUUUCGGGUUCCAGCACGAAUUCAAGGCGAAGAGGAGGAGCAUGACCGCGUUUCAGACAAGCCGUCCUCUGCUUCAUCCGAUUCUCCCCAAUGAUUAAGUUCCGAAAGAUUGUAUUUUUCCUCUCCACUAGGACUUAAAACAUAUUAUCAGUAGAAUUGAAGUAAGCCAAAUGUGAUUGGGGCUUGUCAAAUUUUCAACUGUUGGAAAAAAGCCGAGAGGAAGAAGAAAUUCAAGUCGGUUCUCUUCAGUGGUAGCUACCGCAAUAAGAACAAAUCUGUGUGCAUUUUCAGGUUUUCUUAGUGUGGUUUGCUAAAUAUCUGUUUUUAAGUUGUGUUCGAUUUCAGUUUGAUGUUAAUGAGCUUAUGCAGCUCUUAACUUUGUUACAAUUUGCAUUCUGUUUGUUUAUUUCUGUUAUUAGACCUUUGUAUGCUAUUUUCCGGUUUUUGUUUGAAUUUUAAAUUUUCUUGACUGGAGCUCUAUCUAAAAAUUGUUGCUUUGUUUAUU
Molecule: messenger RNA, 2675 nt
Organism: Daucus carota subsp. sativus
Lineage: Eukaryota; Viridiplantae; Streptophyta; Magnoliopsida; Apiales; Apiaceae
Product: transcription factor TCP4
Exons: 2
Coding region: 1098-2264 (388 amino acids)
Biological process (GO): regulation of secondary shoot formation
Cellular component (GO): nucleus
Molecular function (GO): DNA-binding transcription factor activity; sequence-specific DNA binding
Source: RefSeq, a predicted model, not a curated record